Molecule: messenger RNA, 814 nt
Organism: Daphnia pulex (common water flea)
Lineage: Eukaryota; Metazoa; Arthropoda; Branchiopoda; Diplostraca; Daphniidae
Exons: 4
Coding region: 66-785 (239 amino acids)
Source: RefSeq, a predicted model, not a curated record
AAACAAAAAAGCAAUCCUUUAACCCUUUGGCAAGCCGCAACGUUACCGCCAUUUUAAAUGCGGAAAUGGCUAUUCGAUCGCUUCCGUCCAUCGGCAAUGUUUGUCGGGACCGAUUUUCAACGGCGGCCAACGGGACCAUUCGUCCCACCAUUUCUAACACAAGUAACGGGCAAAGGCAGUGCAGCUUCUUCAUCAACGCACCCGCCGAUAAACUCAUCCAGAUGACCUGCUCGGUCGUCAGUCUGAAAAGUUCGGACGCUGAAUUAGUCAUUUACGGAGGUUCCGAAAUCAACGUCAAUCCGCCCGUCGUCAAUCGCAUUUACACGUCAAGGAGCAACAGCAUGUUCCUGUUUUCCAGGGUCGACAACACGGACUGGUUCGACUGCAAAUGGAAAAUGAUUCCCGUCUCGCAAACAACUGAAUAUCAACUCUGUCGGGAUGGAACAUCCGCCACUCCCAACGGGACCAUCCAGCGAUCAGCGGACGAUACCACAGAUACAAGAAUGUGCAUGUUUGCCAUUGCCGUUCCAUCAGACCACCGAAUUCAGUUGAAAUGCUCCAAUGUUGCCCUCAGCAGUCCUGAAAAUUAUUUACAGUUCCAAACGAUUUCCGAAACUGUGAUAGCCGAUCCACCUGCAAUGAAUCGGGUCUACACUUCGACUAGCGAAAUCAUUUACCUGUUUUCUCAAUUCAGCAAUCAAGACUCUUUCAAAUGCCAAUGGACGACGGUUAUGAUCCUACCACUGACAAAUGAUAACAAACGUAAAUAUUUCAUUUUUAAUUAAUUCUGGUACAAGUUUUAUUAUUUUCCCUU